This is a messenger RNA of Acanthoscelides obtectus, 498 nucleotides long. Lineage: Eukaryota; Metazoa; Arthropoda; Insecta; Coleoptera; Chrysomelidae. The record is from the annotation of a GenBank genome assembly.
AUGGUGGAUGUUGGGAGGGAGGAAGAGGUGCCCCAUCACACUUUCUCUCUACCCUCGGAGAGGAACAUUCAUGCUGUAAUCAGAGUUCAUGCGACACUUUCGGAAAUUGAGAUCAAGGAAGAGUUGCAACAGAGGGGAUAUUCCCCCCUGCACAUAAUUCGCCUGAAACGCGGUGGCGGCGUGUCCAUACCUUUGGUGGCAGUCAUACUGCCCAAGAUAGAAAAAUCUCAGCAGCUGUUCAACGAACAUGAGCUGCUAGUUAGAGCGACCUGUCAGCGCAGCGGUUUUCCCUCGGACGUUGUAAGUGGUGCUCGGAAAUACUACGUACUAAUAGAAAGAAAAGGAUAUUCUACAGGCAGUGGAGUACCUGGAUUUAUCUCAAGCAGUCUUAAGGCUCCCCAGUGCCCCCUUAUACUACUAUGUAAGUCAUCAUAUAUCCAUAGUUCUCGCAUACCUCAUUUGAUUCUCAAAAUAGAAACGAGAGAUAUAGGCAUAUAA